CGUACAAGCAAAGCGGAAAGAAAAUGGCGGCCGUGGCUGCGGAGCCAGGAGCUGCUGCGGCAUCAACAACAACAGCGGGGAACAGUGGUGAUUUCGAACCGGAACCGGUGCCGGAGGCCAAAAUCGACUUCGAUGCGACGCAGGAGUACGCACCAGUAAUGGACCAUGUUCACCAACUCAAGGAUGGGGAUGCAGUUCAGGAAUGCAACCAGGUCCAAAUGGAGCUAGUGAGCAGGCCAGACCUAGAAGCAGCGGGAAAAGCCCUCGCUGCUAGUGCAGAGGAUGAACAGAUCGAGGCAGGCUGUCUUGGGGUCGGUGUAGAAAAAACGGAGAACCAUGCUCUCGAGGGCUUUGGUUCCAAAUACACCAUGUCGCGAGCGGAACGUUUGAAACAGUUUUUUUCGCCGAAUGUUGAACCUGCAAACGAGGUCAGUAAGCACGAGCCCUACGCCUGCCUUCAGAAUAGCCCCAUCUCCGAUUCACAGCCAUCGGUGGUCUUUUUGCAUUCGUUCCCUGCGCAACCUGUGGCUACGGAGGCUGGGCUGUCGUUAGCAGAACCAGCAGAACCCAUUAUAGAUUACGAUAAGAACCCAGAAUUAACCCAACCUACUAAUAUCGAGUGUGACUAUAGAGCUUUAAUUAAACCUUCUCACGAGGCUGAACUGGAUCCCGAACCCGCAGAUGAAUUUCCUUCUGUCUCCGUGUACAAGAAUGACGACCCCUCAGAAGCUGCUUCGCUUGAACGUCCCCAGUCCAUAGACCACGUCGACUUUCUACCAAUUCUAGAGAGGGAAACAGUCCUCGGGACACCCGUGGAGGCUGGUUACAUGUGUGACUUUUCGAGCAUAACAACCCAGAACAUUCCGAGACCCGAGGUUCCUCUAAUGCCAGUGGACCCGGUACCCUCCUCGGCAGAACUUGGAGACUCGUGCUCACCACAGAGGUUCGAAACUAAUUUCGAUGAAAGCGAUCCAGUAUCGAAACCCUCUCCCCCUGUGUCUGGUGCUGAAACUGAGGAGCUACAGCCUGAGUCUGUGCACAACCUGAUACCUGGGUCCGAGGUUCGAGUAUCUCUGGAUCACAUAAUCGACGACGCACUGGUGGUGUCCUUUCAGUUAGGCAAGAAAAUCUUCUCCGGGGUUCUGAUGGACCUAUCUAAAAGGUUUGGACCCUAUGGAAUUCCAAUCACUCUGUUCCCGGAGAGAGAAUACAAGGAGAAACCCGAAUCUAUGCAGCUAAAGACGGAACGACACCAGCCAGAGACCGAGAAUGUGGAAACGCCAGUCCAGGAAAACCCCGAUGGCCAAGUCGCCACAGUGCCCGAACCGAACCCUGACCCCCAGCCUAACCCAUGGACUUCAAAACCUCCCCCACUGUUUCAGGAAGGCGCCCCUUACCCUCCCCCUUUGUUCAUCAGGGACACCUACAACCAGUCGAUACCUCAGCCGCCUCCCCGCAAGAUUAGGCGGCCCAAGCGCAGGCUGUACCGCGAGGAGCCCACCUCCAUCAUGAACGCCAUCAAGUUGCGGCCCCGUCAGGUGCUCUGUGACAAGUGCAAGGGCGCUGUCACGACAGUGGACAAGAGGGAGCCACGCAGAGGCCCCGUGUCAGACUCUAGGAGCGAGGAUGCCAAGCGGAGACGCAACGACAGCGCUGUCAGCAAGCGGCCGCGCAAUGACCCCCGCUCAGAGGAGAAGAGCCGUGCUGCUGAGGUGGCCAAACGGCAGGUCUCCUCUUCUUCCUCCUCUCUGGGCCAGGUGAAGGGCGGAGCUGGAGGGAACAGGGUUCUGAGGGCGACCUCCACCACAACAUCAUCACCGCUGAACAGCGGCUCCAGAGUCCAGCUCAAUGCCAAGAAAGUGCUGCAGAGCAAAAAUGUUGAUCACUCCAAGGCCCGCGAGGUGCUGAAACUGGCCAAGGCCCAGAAGAGGCAGAGGGAGACUACGGUAGUCACUGACAGCAGUGGCAACGCCAAGACGAUGACGAGGGCAGCCGCCCUGCAGGAGGCCCACGCCCACCAGAAGGUCCACUUCACCCGGCGGCUGCAGCAGAUCAGCGGGGUGGGACCAAGCAGCGCCACCCCUCUGCCACCCAGGAUGCGCAUCAAGCCCCAAAGGUACCGUAAUGAAGAGAACGACUCUUCUACAUGUAAGCCGCCUUGCCUGGAGAAAGUGCCGGGAAGUGGCUGUUUGUCUCCUCCAAAGCCAGACGCGCCCCACUGCACCGCCACAUGCUGCUCCUCCUCCUCCUCCUCCUCCUCCUGCUCCACAGGCCAGGCCGCUGCUGCUGAAAGCCAGGGCCCAGAUAUCGGGCCAGAACCUGAGGUUUGUCCUCAGCCCCAAGUGGAGCCCCCCACAGCCACGGAGCACGGUGACCCCAAGGCGGAGCCGGAGGAGCAGGGGGGGCAGGAGGAGAGGCGGGAGACGCGUGGCAGCAAGGCUGGCAACCUUGUCGUUUUCAUGAACCUUAACCCCGGCCAGCCGGACUCCUCUAAUACCUCUAUGUGCAGCGUUGAUAGUGCAGACGACUUAAAGUCCUCGGACUCAGAGUGUAGCUCUACGGAGAGCUUUAACUUUCCCCCUCCCGGUCGCCCCUCGCCCCCUGUCCCCGGCACGUCCUCAGCGGUCGCUGAGCCGUCGCCUGCCCCUACGGAAGAGAAAAAGCCCUGUAAAUCUCAGAAAGUGUUUUCUAAAAAUGUGUCUAAGUGUGUCUCUCUGGAGGGCAGGACCAUUUGCGUAGGGGACAUUGUUUGGGCCAAAAUAUAUGGUUUUCCCUGGUGGCCAGCCCGCGUCUUAGGCAUCCAGAUCAGUCGUAAAGAUAAUGGGCUCUUAGUCAGGCAGGAGGCCCGUGUCGCCUGGUUCGGUUCACCCACCACCUCCUUCCUGGCUCUUGCACAGGUCGCCCCCUUUCUAGAAAGCUUCCAGUCACGCUUUGACAAGAAGAGAAAGGGCUUGUACCGUAAAGCCAUCACAGAGGCAGCCAAGGCUGCCAAGCAGCUCACUCCCGAGGUUCGCGCCUUGCUUACACAAUUCGAGACGUGAGGUGGUGUGCUUUGGGGGAAAAGGAAAGGUAGGCAAAAAUGGCACCCACUUUCGUCCCCCCCUGCAUCUCUCCCCUGCUCGUCACCUACAGGGCCCCCUCACCUUCCAGGGAGAAAGAAACUAAAUAUUUCAGGCCAGAACACAACCAGUAAUCUUUAAAAAAAAAAAAAAAAUUGUACGCUUGAAAAGGGACUGGAUGGUAUGGGGUUAUGAACCUUGCUGGGUAAAUAAGGAUGGCAGUGUAUUUUUACUUUCUCCUAUCAAGGAUCACCUUUUCCAACCUGGUGGAAAUCUAGUAAUUGUAUAUUUUAGGAACAUUUUUAUUCACUGGUCAGUGAUUUGGAAUAUUCUCCUUUUACUUCUUAAAUUGAAGCCUUUAAAUGUCACUCUUUGUGCAAAGAAACUUACGUCAUGUUUUAACACCGCAGGUUCAUAGGUUGAUCGAUCGAGUUCCGCUGCCAAUUGUCAAAAUCUUAGAGACAAAAGGGUAUUUCUUUCAGUCUAUGCAACAAACAGUUCAGUGUCAGAUACUGUGAAUGGAAAGAUACAGGAUCUGAGCAGGAGUAGAUAUUAUGUAUCUGUACGGGUGGAAGACAUGCUGUGAUGUGACCAGGAAGUGGACACUUGUGGAUUUGAAGAGAGAGCAGACAGAUGAGCCGGGGUGGUGAGGAACCUUUAAGCCAGACAGGUGAGCCGAGGUGGUGAGGAACCUUUAAGCCAGACAGGUGAGCCGGGGUGGUGAGGAACCUUUAAGCCAGACAGGUGAGCCGAGGUGGUGAGGAGCCUUUAAGCCAGACAGGUGAGCCGGGGUGGUGAGGAACCUUUAAGCCAGACAGGUGAGCCGGGGUGGUGAGGAGCCUUUAAGCCAGACAGGUGAGCCGAGGUGGUGAGGAACCUUUAAGCCAGACAGGUGAGCCGAGGUGGUGAGGAACCUUUAAGCCAGACAGGUGAGCCGGGGUGGUGAGGAACCUUUAAGCCAGACAGGUGAGCCGGGGUGGUGAGGAGCCUUUAAGCCAGACAGGUGAGCCGAGGUGGUGAGGAGCCUUUAAGCCAGACAGGUGAGCCGGGGUGGUGAGGAACCUUUAAGCCAGACAGGUGAGCCGGGGUGGUGAGG
Oncorhynchus nerka (sockeye salmon) is the source of this 4155-nucleotide messenger RNA. Its product is annotated as PWWP domain-containing protein 2A-like. Gene Ontology annotation, cellular component: nucleus; chromocenter. The coding region runs from base 24 to 3041 and encodes 1005 amino acids. The record is from RefSeq and is a predicted model, not a curated record. Gene Ontology annotation, molecular function: chromatin binding. The transcript has 3 exons. Lineage: Eukaryota; Metazoa; Chordata; Actinopteri; Salmoniformes; Salmonidae.